UACAACAUACACACGCCUCUUUUCGGCUGCUUGUGUCGUUUUCGGUUUUCAAUCCGGCUGUAACAGUCGAUCCGGCAGGGUCGCGACACAGUUUUUUUUUUCCACUUACCACGAGAAUCGCUGUGAUUUUUUUUUUUCGUCUUCUUCUUCUUUUCUAUAUAAUAAGUAGAAUAUAUAAUUUCGUAAUUCGUGUGCGCGACGCUUUCUCUCGUCUGUCUCGCUCGCCUCUAUCUGUCUAUAAUACACUUGUGCCUUGCGUGAAUAAAUUUUACCAAAAAAAAUGUUUUCUGCCUCGAAGAUCACCAAAACUUUCGAUGACUUUUUCGCUUCUCUCUCACGCCGCAGAAAAAAAUACACAAACAUGAAUGAAGUAGUGAUUCCCGAAGUGGAGCAGACCGUUGGUCAGCUUGAAAGGGGCACUGUGGUCACAAAGUUUUUCUCCAAAAGAAAGCCAGAGAAGAAAACUUUGAUGAUUCGCAGAGAAACUAGACAAAUUGUGUGGACCAGAACUGGAACUACGAGUCCUUACGAAGGAAGAGUGGACAUGAGAGAAAUCAAAGAAAUUCGAUUGGGGAAAAAUUCAAAAGACUUUGAAAAGUGGCCUGAUGAGUCAAAAAAACUGGAUAAUGUUAGGUGUUUUGUUGUUUAUUAUGGAAAUGAGUUCAGACUCAAAACUCUGUCCAUAGCAGCUCUGAGUGAAAAAGAAUGCGAACUUUGGGUCAAAGGUCUUAGAUAUCUAGUUCAAGACACAAUUAAUGCAACAUAUCCUUUGCAAGUUGAAAGAUGGUUGAGAAAAGAAUUUUACAGCAUGGAAAACUCCAAUGAAGUAAUAUCGUUGAAAGAUAUGAAAGCUUUUCUACCUAGGGUAAAUUAUAAAAUUCCAACCAAUAGAUUGAGGGAACUUUUUCAAGAAGUUGAUAUAAGGCACAGAGGAGAAAUUGGAUUUGACGAUUUUGUUAAACUAUAUCACAAAUUAAUUUUCGAUAAUUGUAUAUUGGAAGUAGAUUACUCAAAAUUAUUACAGUACACAAUAAAGAACUCAGAUGUUCGAAUUAUCCCAUUGCAGAGAUUUCAAAAGUUUUUGAAAGAACAACAAAAUGAUCCUCUCAGUCUUUCUGAAGAUUAUGUUUCAGACUUUAUGAGAAAAUAUUUAGAUGAUGUUCACAGGGAUGUACAAGAACCAUAUUUUACUUUUGAAGAGUUUAUUGAUUUUCUAUUUUCUAAUAGAAAUGAUAUUUGGGACAAUACUAAUGAUGAUAUUUAUCAAGAUAUGAAUAAGCCUUUAUCUUAUUAUUGGGUCGCAUCAUCACACAAUACGUAUCUGAUGGGCGAUCAGAUAAGCAGUGAAAGUAGUUGUCAAGCUUAUGUUAGAGCUUUAAGAGCUGGAUGUCGAUGCAUUGAAUUAGAUUGUUGGGAUGGACCCGAUGGGAUGCCUUUUAUAUUCCAUGGUCAUACUCUUACAACGAAAAUCAAGUUUAUAGAUGUUAUAAGAACGAUCAAAGAGCACGCUUUUGCCACUUCUGAAUAUCCUGUUAUUCUUUCUAUUGAAGAUAACUGCACAUUAGUACAACAACGAAAAAUGGCAAAGUUAAUGCAGGAAACUUUUGGGGACAUGUUGCAAAGUAUGCCAGUAGAUAAGAAUGAAGCAGCUCUUCCAUCACCAGCUGCCCUGAAAAGAAAAAUCUUAUUGAAGCACAAAAAACUACCUGAUGGUGGAGAUGAAAGUUCCUUUGUAGUUCGUAACGACGAGUCGCGAAAAGAAUUGGAUUUGAGGAGUACAAUAAAAAAUGGGAUUUUGUAUCUGGAAGAUCCUGUUGACCGAACAUGGAAUCCACACUUUUUUGUACUAACUCAGCAAAAAUUAUUCUACACCGACACAUUUCAUCGAGGCCAAGAGGUUGAAGACGAAGAUGACAGCAGUUCGAAUAAACAAGAACAGGGACGUCCUACUGAGGAACUUCAUUUUGGGGAAAUGUGGUUCCAUGGGAGAUUGCCCAAUGGUCGACUGGAGGCUGAAGAAAUUCUGCGCAGGUACUCGUAUCUCGGGGAUGGAACGUUUUUGGUCAGAGAAUGCGUGACAUUUGUGGGCGAUUAUUGUCUAUCUUUUUGGAGAAAAGAUAAAGUUAACCAUUGUAGAAUUAAGUGCAAGCAAGAGGGAAACGUAACAUCUUAUUAUCUCAUAGAGCCGCACUGUUUUGACAGCCUAUACAGUCUUAUAACGCAUUAUCGUUCCUAUCCGUUAAAAAGCCAGGAGUUUAAGAUUAAACUGGCCGAGCCAGCUCCGCAACCGGCGAAACACGAGGAUCAAGUAUGGUGGGAUCCGUCCUGUUCGAGAAGCGAAGCCGAGGAUCUGUUGAAACGCAUACCCGAGGACGGCGCGUUCAUGGUCAGAAAAAGUGAAAAAGAGAACAACAGCUACGUUCUGUCUUUCAGAGCCGAGAGCCAAAUAAAACAUUGUCGUAUCAAGUUGGAGGGACGACUGUACACGAUCGGCGCGGAGCAGUACGAGAGCUUGGUCACUCUGAUCAACGAUCACAUAGCCAACCCACUGUACAACAAAGUCAAGUUGACUCGUGCCGUAAACAGGAGCAUGAUGAAGCAACGAGACUUGCAGAUUCCAGACGACGGGUCGGUAUAUGCGAUCCCAGGAUACAUGGACCCCGCCACGUUGGAUAAGAAAAUCACCUGCAAGGCGAUGUUCGAUUACAUCGCCCAAAAGGACGACGAGUUGACCUUCGUCAAGCACGCCAUCAUCCACAACGUGAACAAGUGCGAAGGUGGUUGGUGGCGAGGUGAUUACGGCGGCAAAAAGCAGCACUGGUUCCCGUCAAAUUACGUCGAGGAAAUAAACGAGGACGAUACAUCCGAUUCGUUGCUCUUGGGCAAUUGGCAAAAAGGCUCCCUGGACAUCGUCGGUGCCUCUUGCGAGGUGAUACAAUCCGACCAUCUGCAUUCCACCGACUUUUCGCACAUUCUGCGAAUUCACAAUCCAGCCGCGUGCUCGGUCUUCGAGGCCGGCGCCAAAGGCAAGGAAUACGCUUACAGUUGGAUGGACAACAUUCAGCAGACCGGCCAGAACGCCAGUUUUCGCGAGAGCAAGCACAAAGAGAUCGAGAGGGCCUGGAAGAUAGCGAAGGAAAUGUCGAACCUCAUCGUCUACUUCCGCUCGGUGACCCUGAAUCUCGAGAAGCUGCGCAGCAAGGGAUUCGUCUACUACGAGAUGAGCAGCUUCCCGGAGAGCAAGGCCGAGAAGCUGUUCCAGCAGGAGCGCCGUUUCUUUUUGAAGUAUCACCAGGUCCAGUUCAGUCGGGUCUAUCCCAAGGGCCAGCGAAUCGACUCGUCCAAUUACAAUCCUCUGCCGAUGUGGAACAGCGGCUGCCAGAUGGUCGCGCUGAAUUAUCAGACGGGCGACAAGGCCAUGCAACUGAAUCACGCCAAGUUCCGCGACAACGGCGGCUGCGGAUACCUCCUGAAGCCGAGCUUCAUGUUCCAUCAGGACUACGAUCCCUAUGACAAAAACUCCUUGGUCGGCGUGGAGACGUGGAAGAUCACGAUAGGCUUGAUCGGGGCGAGACACCUGCACAGGGCCAACAGAGGCACGGCCAGUCCCUUCGUGCAGGUCGAGGUUCUGGGAGCGGACUACGAUAGCGGGGUAAAAUUGCAGGCCAGGACAGUAGCGGACAAUGGCUUCAAUCCAAUGUGGACGGAAUCGUGCGAAUUUUACGUGUAUAAUCCGUAUUUAGCUAUGAUUCGUUUCGUCGUACAAGACGAAGAUAUGUUUGGCGACAGUGAUUUCAUUGGCCAAGCUACAUACCCUGUUCGAUGCAUGAGGACCGGAUACAGAAGCGUGUCUCUGAGAAAUAACUACAGCGAAUAUCUCGAACUGGCGUCACUGCUGGUCCACGUGCAGAUUACUGAGAUUCCGAGCACUCAAUUGUAAAAAUAAUUAUUAUAAUUAAUGAACGCUCGUCUUAUGGCUUCGAUCCCCAAAGAUUAAUGAAACUAGACACCGAGGACUUGAUAAGUAACGUUAAAAAAAUCAGACACCGUUGAUUCUACAACGUCUUGAAUGUGGCUUUAGUCGUGUUAAAAAAGAAAAAAAAUAUAUCAACCGAUAGGUAUUAACGAAAGCUUUUAAUGUACCAGUACAAAGAUGCAAAGUUUUUUUUAUUACUGCGCUUUCAACUUUAUCCUCCUGAUGAGAUUUAUAUACGAAAAAAAAAAAACUGGCCUCGUUUACAUGUCCAGUCUAACGUUGUAUUUUUAACCGUAUACCCGUUGAAUCGCGUGUAGAAUUAAUUUAUUUUAAACUAAAUAGAGCUUAUUGCUGAUUUUAGACGAAACAAAACGCCGCACGAAACGAAAAAAAAAACUUUAUUGCCAAUCAGUGGCAAUAUAUUUUUUGUAAACGAAAUAUAUUUGUUUUUUUUUUUUUUUUUCAUGACGAUUUUUUUAAAAUAUAUAGAUUAUAUACUUAUACGAUAGCUUUACGAUUGCCGCAAUAUUUUUGUAUCUAUGUAUUGUCAAAAAAAAAAAAAAGAAAAAGAAACGAUGUCAAUGUUCUUCCGUUGCUAUUUUUUUAUGGAAAAGAACUUGUGAUUCUGUGUCCAGUGCAAUUAAGAAUGCAAUUAAAGUCUUAUACAUAAUGAAAAAAUAAAAAUACUAAGUAAUUAUACGUUAACCGUUAGUGUAAAUCGAUUAAUCGAUCGUUGUAGCGUCAAUUUUUUGUGAAUAUAUACAAUAUACAGAUAUCGAAAAACCAA
Messenger RNA from Trichogramma pretiosum, 4763 nucleotides. It is a transcript of the gene sl, whose product is annotated as 1-phosphatidylinositol 4,5-bisphosphate phosphodiesterase gamma-1. Gene Ontology annotation, biological process: positive regulation of epithelial cell migration; phosphatidylinositol-mediated signaling; phospholipid catabolic process. Lineage: Eukaryota; Metazoa; Arthropoda; Insecta; Hymenoptera; Trichogrammatidae. The record is from RefSeq and is a predicted model, not a curated record. Bases 281 to 3940 code for a protein of 1219 amino acids. The transcript is spliced from 15 exons. Gene Ontology annotation, molecular function: calcium ion binding; phosphatidylinositol-4,5-bisphosphate phospholipase C activity; protein binding.